UUUCAAAUAAAUUUUUUAUAAAUUAAUCAAUAAUUUGUUUAAAAAAUUAUUUAUUUUAAAUGCAGAAAUUUGUAAUCUAGAGUUUUAAUGUCAUCUGAGCUUGAUUUCAAUAAUCUCGACUCGAUUUUCACGUUUAAAUCAAAAAAAUAUAACAAACCAGCUGAAAAGAACAAGUUUGGUCAAAGAAUUUGCUUUCUCUUGAAAUCCGCACAGUUAUUCUCCACAACAAACCCUAAUCUAAGCCGUUUUUACAUCAAAGAACUCGUUGAAAUUUGCGAAAAACACUUGAUAAGGUUAAAUCCUAAGGUUAAGAGGAAAUUCUGCAAAGGUUGUUACACAUAUUUCGUCCAAGGUUUAAAUUUACAUACUAAGAACCCUGCUGAUUCUGUUAUUAACGUUGAUACUAAUACAUCUAAAAGUGUUAAGAGUAAUUUAUCAUUUUCAACAUGCCUAAUAUGUACUAGAACUAGAGCUCACCCUCCUCAAACUUGAUAAUCUUUUCUUUUAAAAUUGAUCAGAAUGUUCUUUAAAACUAAUAUUUUACCCAUUA
Theileria parva strain Muguga is the source of this 550-nucleotide messenger RNA. RefSeq names its product RNAse P Rpr2/Rpp21/SNM1 subunit domain protein. The record is from RefSeq and is a predicted model, not a curated record. The coding region runs from base 88 to 492 and encodes 134 amino acids. The transcript has a single exon. NCBI's taxonomy places the organism in Eukaryota, Apicomplexa, Aconoidasida, Piroplasmida, Theileriidae. Gene Ontology annotation, cellular component: nucleolar ribonuclease P complex. Gene Ontology annotation, biological process: tRNA processing.